Molecule: messenger RNA, 6876 nt
Organism: Lachancea lanzarotensis
Lineage: Eukaryota; Fungi; Ascomycota; Saccharomycetes; Saccharomycetales; Saccharomycetaceae
Gene: SEC16
Product: LALA0S04e03026g1_1
Exons: 1
Coding region: 1-6876 (2291 amino acids)
Biological process (GO): COPII vesicle coat assembly; Golgi organization; autophagy
Cellular component (GO): ER to Golgi transport vesicle membrane; endoplasmic reticulum exit site
Source: RefSeq, a predicted model, not a curated record
AUGGGUCCCGAUGCCAGAAAGAAGAAGAAUCAGAAGAAGAAGCAGAAACAGAAGCAGAAGAAAGCUUCUAGCCAGCAUGGAGAGAAUCCCUCAGUCAUGGGAGAGGAUCUUUCUCAAGACGCCGCUGUAGAAGAAAAAACUUCAGACAAAGAAGACUUACUUGACCCUGAAGAGCCACAAUUGGAAGACCAAGAUUCUAAAAAGGUUGAUCCGACAAACCAAGCUGAAGGGUCACAAGAAUCGCUCGGUGAGCCGACCGGUGUAAUUUUAGGCGAAAAGAAACCUGUGGAUAACGAUAUAGAAGCUAUUAAUGCCGAAAAUGCGAAUUUUCCGGCAAGCCCACCAGGUAGAGUGGCAAGCCCGGAAACAGAUACACUACGAAAGCUUUCAUCGAAUACAACACACACAGACGACAACAGUGUUAAUUUUGACACUGAAACAGCUUCAAACGUGGCAAUUGAUACAACGCCUCACGAAACACUCAAGCAGACAGAAGAUGCAUUGCAAAAUUCGUUUACAAACCAAAGAAAACAAGAUCAGGACGAUUAUGGAAACAAUGGUGUACCGGAAGAUCAGAUUACCGAUAGAAGUGUGAUCGGUACAGAGGGUGUGCAGGAUUUGACUACCCACAUUAUACCAACGCAACAAGCGGAAAUUGGUCAGGAAACAACUGAGAAUUUCAGCGGAGACAGUAAAAUCGAGGCCCAUCAAAACGAAAGCAGUGUAGAGGAGUGGGAGGCAGGACCCAACGAAGUGGAAACAGACUUGAAUAAAACUAGUGAUCAUGAGGCAGAGCCCUUACUUCAUUUGGGCUCUAGCACUGCUGCUAUCCCCGACCCAGCAUUAGAAUUGGGUCCAGAGACAAAUAUUCGGGAAAAUCAUGUAGACACUACUGAAGAAACGUUGUGCGAUCAGCACGAAAGAGAGGUUGAAACUGCUGGUAAUGCUAGCGUGACUGCCAACCUUGGUGCAUCUGUGCACCUCGAUAGUUUUCAAACCACAGCUAAAGAGGACGUUGAAAUUACUUCGAAAUCUGAAGACAGAGCAGUUUCGACUAACGUCCCCGCUUUCGCGCAGCAGCCUAGUUUUCAAUCUUCGCAAAAUGUUUUGAGGGCUGAUGAAAUUGAAGCUAGUGCCAAUGAGUCAUCACUAAUGCCCACCACCUAUCUGGAAGAGAGCGAUACUUCGAUUGGGCAAGAAGACACUGUUGAAAGAGCAAAUUUAGCGAUUAAUACUAUUGGAUCAAUAGAACACAUUCAAGAGCCCGACGUUUCACCACAUGGAGAACACACUAUUAUUCCCAGCCAAGAACUUAAUGAGCAAGGUAUUUCAACAGUUACUCAGGAUAGCAAUGGGAGCGGCGGCGUUCAAGACUAUGGCCUUGAAGUCCAUGGCAACGAGCAAAAGGGCGGUGGGGAUAUUGCUUCAUUUGAAGCAAGAGACAGCUCAUCGCCACAUGUGCAAGGAUCUGAAUCGCAUCAAGUGGACAAAUCUAAUGGGUUUGAUGAUGAUCUAUUUCCAAGCACAGAAAAUUCCGCUGUUUACGGCAUAGAGUCGUUUCAACAGGAGCAUCCAGCUAGUGAUGAGCUUUUCGACAGCGAAGCGAAAGAGGACGGCGUUACAUUUUCAUGGGAGGGCGGAGACGACUUUCUGAGCCAUCUAGGUCAAAGUGAUUCGGCACAUCUGUCAGGAACUGUCGAGACUGCUGAGCCUCUUCCCUAUGGUGAAACUGCUGAAUGGCUGUCUCAUGAACAAAAUAACGAUAUUGACUUACUUCCAUGGGAGGGUGCCAAUGAAGAGGCUGGAGACUCUUCAGUCAUUAGAAACUCUUUGAGCCCUGGCAAAAUUGUCAAAAACUUUUCUUUUCUGGACAAUGAUGAUGAUCUUCUUGAUGAUGACGACAGCUUUCUAGAUUCUGAUGAGGAGCUCACGGCUAAUGCAACUACUGUUGGAAGCGAUACCCAGCGAUCUGCUGUCCCUGUCGUUAACUCUUAUUUACCGCAGUAUGACAAUAUUGUCCAGUCUCCCAUGGCUGGUGUGCAAACUUCACAAUUGGAGGAUGCGACUGGGCCAUCUGAAAUACUUGUUGCUGCUCAUGCACAAGUUCCUACACCGAUUGAAAAGAAAACAACCAAAUACGGGCCCCCGAUGAAGACUGAUGCGGACACUGUUGGUUCCCAAGUAUCUUCUAUCCCAGCCACACCACAAAUACAUCCAUCGGUGUCAUCAAUACGUCCAGCAUUACCGGAGUUCGGGUCUACUCAUAACAUGAACAAGAAGCUUGACGAGGAAAAGAAAAAGUCCGACGCGUACGAUUUUCCUUUGGACCUAACCAGUCGCAAGCCCAACAAGAUCAGACAACCUAAACCGUUCGGCUCCGUGAAUUCUGCGGUUUCUUUGGGUGAUUCUUCUACCGCAUCUCCAAGAGUAUCGAGCGUUGUACUCAAUAGUGGGACCAAUAUUUUGAACGGGCCGCCUUUUCCAGUCAACCAAAAUGCAGUUCUUUCAAAUCAAAACCAAGGGCGGACGGUUCCCCCUAUGCGUAAUCCAUCAGGGUCGCUUCCCUCGUACCCGCCUCAAGUAGGCGCUGUCGAACAGCCUAAUCCUUACCCUCAAGGCACCCAGAAUAGCUCAUACCAGCCUCCAUUGUCAAAUAAGCCUUCUAGCACCGCGCCACUACCAUCAUCGACUAGAUACGCACCUUCGACUACAAAUGCUGAACCCCCUAGGCGCGCAAAUGUCGUGAGUCCCUACGCACCUCAGACUGAUCGUGCAAGAGCCUUUAGCAGCGUAUCGAAUGGAAGUGCAGGUUCAUUCGGAAGUUCAAAAGGUGCUGGUCACAUCCCUCCCGCUACACAAAUCAAUAGACAAAGCAUGAGCAAUGGCACAGCAGGCGGUCAGCACCUACGCCCGGAAGCACAGGCACCUUUGGUUCCUGCACUCAAGACUAUUGGGCUCCCAUCCAUCGGAAAUCAGGCUCUCUCACCCAACACUCAAAAAAGGAGCCACGCACGUUCUAACUCUAGUGUUUAUGCUCCAGCCUAUUCUUCCAAAUAUGCGCCGACCGUCCAGCCUCAGUUUCACUUGCCUUCUCAGGAUAACACUGGUACAGGCUAUGCGCUGAACCCAAACCAAGGACAUUCAUUUGGCACCAAUGAUCCAGCGCAUAGGCCGAACAUUCCAUCUGUUGCUGGCAGGCUAACUGACUCGCAGCCAGUAGAUCCAAAUAUUUCCUUUCACCGGCAGUUCCCUUUAUUUAGCUGGGGGAAUUCAUCCAAGGUGGUACACGCUCUACCUGAAAUAAACGCUGCUAACGCUUUCUUCCCAACAGUCGGGUCAGGACUAAAAAUUCAGAUCUCUAACUAUGAUACAAUUGUUAAGGCAAACAGCGAUUUCAAAAGCUUUCCUGGCCCGUUGAUCAAGAACAGAACGAAAAUCAAGGAAGUGCAAAAGUGGAUUUCAGAUACUUGCUCAACCUUAAGUAAGGAAGAACCUUUGAAGGAUCUGGUUCUUUACAAGAUCAUGAGUGCAAAACUUUCACAGGAUAGUACGCUGGUAGACGUUGCCAAAGCCUUGUACAAUUCGGACGAUUUAUUGCCGUUCCUGUCGCAAGCUUCAUCAAAGAAAAAGAAUACCUUCAAUGCGUUUAAAGUGAAUGGAAAUGAGCAACUGAGGGUUUUGGCAGCUCUUCAGACAGGUGAUCACGAGCAUGCUUUGGAAUUGGCACUCGCCGAUGGUGAUUAUGCAUUAGCGCUAAUGAUAGGAAGCCUCGUUGGUAAGGACAAAUGGGCAGAAGUUGUUGAGAUCUAUCUUCAUGAAUCGUUUCUACCUGUGGCAAAUGAUGCGAUUGAUUUUUCUUCUAGUUUACUGACUUUGAUUUUCCGUGUAUCGAUUGGCAAUAGCAAGCGCAUCUUUAGCGAACUGGCAUCAGAUCAUCACAAGGCCAAUUGGGCCCUUGUUAAUUGGAAAGUGAUUGUUGCCGCAGUCCUCAGUAAUGUGAGUAAUCACUCGGUGAGGCCACUUCCUGAUGCAUCCCAAUUGCCUCCUGCUACAACGGAAUUUUUAAUCGAAUUUGGCCUAUUUCUGUAUCGGGGCGGAACCCAUUUGGGUAGUAUGGCAUGUUUUCUGGCAGCAGAUCUGCCAUUACUGGACCGCGAACUAGUCCCAGGCUCUGAUUUCAAGUUUUAUUCUCUAGGGACGGCAAAUUCGUGGGAAGGAAUGCUUUUGAGCGAGGUUUAUGAAUACUAUCUUACCAUCAGGGACCCUAGCUAUCCUGGAUCGUGCCAUUCCCUCCUCCAGAAACUUUCACACUCACUGGCUCUCAUUGAAUGUGGCAUGGCUGCCGAGGCCUCGAAAUACGUCGACGCUGUCACUCAAAGUAUGAAGCCUUUACGGAAGAACAAUACACUUGCCUAUGCUGUAGAGAUACGAUUAAACUUCGUGUCUUCAAGGCUUAUCGAUGCAAACGUAGGUUGGCUAGGAAAGCCAAAGUUGAGUCAAGUUUGGGGCCAGCUGGACAAGUCCUUCAACAAAUUCAUUGGCGGUGACACCGAAGAGCCACCAAAUGAAGAGUCAAUCAAAAUAUUUGAGAAUUUCACACCUAGCAGCUCCAGAAAUGCCUCAUUGUUAGACUUAAGCAAAGAACCAUUAUCUUUCAAACCUGCCGAAUCCGUUAAUGGCACGAUGACUCCAGCUUUUACUCCAUUGCAAAGGCCUCAGAUGCAUACCAAUGUUUCGUCGAGUAGCUUGAUGAAGGGACGCAAAAGUUCCUCUGUAGCUGAAUCCAAGUACGAUCCUUGCCAUAACCAAUGGUCUGCAACCCCCAUUCAGAAUACAGUGACCGAAAGCUCCAUAUCGGCUUUCGAAUCUCCUGUUCAGCCAUUUCAUUAUAAGUCUCCCUCAAGGUCGAAAGAUCAGCUCAUGGCGGCGGGAACACCUCCCCCAUUAUUUUCCUCUGCGUCGUCUAAAAAAUAUGCUGCUAGAAGGGCUAAUCUAGGUGGUGGCGGUGCGUUAGAUGACGUACCGGCUAAAAUGGAAACGGAAAAUGCAUUACAAUCGCAUGGCCAGACCAAACCAAUAAGAGGUCAGAGAAGUGAGCGCCCCGUAAAUGCAGCUCUUCUUGCAGACCUGCAAGCCCUUCCCCCACCUAUAUCUGGAGUUAUAAGUGGCUACAGUGGCCGACGCGGUUCGGUUCAAUCCCGCACCAGCAUCCAGUCUAAUUCUUCUGACGUACCGCUUUCUAAGCAUGUGCCAGUUCUUGCUACAUCUGCCCUUGCAGGUCAAGCCACCCCUGCCGAGAAUUUUGGUGUAUCGCCCUCCGCUAUACCUAAUCAGACAACUUUUCCGGAGCCGUCACAAGGUGAGUUUAUUGGAGUUGACAAUGGCGACGGGGAUGACUUAACGAGCCGAUCUGGAGAGACGUUGAAACCUGAAGAUAGAAAGAACCAGGUUUCUCCCGAACCUUUCAAACGUGAGGUUGGGAGUGCAUUUUCGGAGAUCGAAACUGACGCUUCAAUCACAGAAGACCAAGAAGCUAAGAGGGUUUAUUCACAGACUCUAGCAAAGAAUGACGAUGAGCAAAAUUUGCAUUUCAAACAAGUGGAGAGUACCCGACAGACUACCUCACCUAGGGUAGAAAGCAUGAAUCUAUCCAAAGACCACGAAACUUUUCAGGCCACGCCGUGGGUUUCAGGACCGCUGAAAACAGGACCGAGCAGGGCGAAAAAGGCAUAUGCCCCACCUCAAGAAGGGAGAAACAGAACAGUUCACAAUCCCUACUCACCUUCUAACUCGCAACCGGCGUUGUACGAUGGUGCUACUCCUGAUGCUGUCAACAACAUGGAACAUGGAGGUUCGAACGAGCAGAUCGAUAUGUUUUCCUAUGGAGGCUACAAUGUGACAAGUGCGGUGUCAACUGAAAUCGGUGAAGAGCAAGUAACUCUCACAAAAGAGUCUGAGUUUAGUUCAUCUCGAGGCACAGAUGACGAACAAUCUAGAGACAAUUCAAUAUCAAGACUUUUAGAACCUGCUGGAACAGAAAGAGAUGCAGGUCCUCAAACUCGGAGCGAGCUUCCACAAACCAAAAAACUAAGCUUGAUGGCCGAUGAUGGAGAUGAGUUGUUUAGCAGUGACAAAGCUCCAGUCAUAAGGCCUUCCUCGAACCCUAGUUUCAAACCAUUUACUCCCGCUUCGACGCCGGGUGCUGAAGAGUAUUAUGAGGACAUUAUAGAAAAUGAAUCUGAUGACGAAGAGGAUGAGGCUGAAGCCGAGAAGCAGCGGUUGGAAGCCGAGAAGCAGCAAGCCGAAGCUGAAAUGCGCGAGGCUAAGGAGCAAGCUAAGAAAAAGAGCUCGGUAGCGAAGGGCGACAAGGAUAAGAACCCAAAUAAUGCUUCGUGGUUUGGUUGGUUGCGCAAGGAUGCGAAUGAAAAGAAACCUGUAAAGGCCAAACUCGGACAUCAGAACACUUUCUAUUACGAUGACAAGCUUCAAAGAUGGGUUAAUAAGAAUGCUACUGCGGAAGAAAAACAGCAAGUGUCCGCUCCGCCUCCACCUCCUCCUAUCAUCAAGAAGAAAGAGGAAGGGUCUCCAAAAGUCAAGCCUCGCUCAGGUUCAGUUGCUGGAGGGGCGGCUGCUCGAACAGGCGCAUUUGUGCCACCAACAUACUCUUUCAAAGAACCCGUAGCAUCAUCCACUGAAAAUGCGGGUGCUUCGAGGAGUGUAUCACCAUCUUUGAGUCCAAGCGUAAGUCUCUCUGGAAAGAAAGCUAACAACAUUGACGAUUUGAUGUCGUUGGCGAACACUCCAGGCAAUCAAGGUGGGACCAGGAGAAAAAAGAAGGCCGCAAGAGGUUAUGUUAAUGUAAUGAACAAUAUGUAA